AUGAGCCAAGAAAAAGAUCGAUUCUCUUACCUUAAAAAAAGCAAACCAGACCUCCUAGACCAAACCUUUUGGAUGCUCUUUCUCAAAAGAGAGAUCAUAUAUAUACACACACUACUUGUUGGGUGAAAACUUCAAUAAAAGUCUCAAAGAAAAGAGAAUGCAGCAUCCCAUGGAAAACAACGACAGAUGUAGCACCCAAAAUCGUUGUUACAUUGAUUUUGAACCUUAUUGCAAGUGGCGAAGAAACGAAAAGAUCAAACGAGAUAAUUCAAGAGACGGGAAGAUCAAACAAGAUUUAGGAGACAUUCUUGAGAUCCAUCUCCAUGGAUUCAAAAGGAAACAACUGAAGGCCUCAGUUCAUGGGAAAACCUUGAAACUCACCGGAGAAACCGAACUGGAUGAGAAUACAUGGAGAAGAUUUUCUAAAGAAGUCGAUAUUUCCAAGGAUUAUCAGACAGACAAGAUAAAAGCAAAGUUUUCUCGUGGUGUUCUUUCCUUGACAAUGCCUAAGAAAGUUCCUUUGUUGAGGCAGGCAUUGGAACAGCUUGGCCAAGAGGGUUUCCUUUGGAAGAUGGAAAUGAGCAUGAAGAAGUUGGUGACAAUAGCAUUAGCAGUCUUUCUUGGGAUGGCUGUUGCUUAUCUUGUUUCCAGCUUUUCUUCUCGCCAACGUGUUUAAGGUUUGGCUGAUAAUAGCCAUUUCAAUGCUCAACCGAACAUUUUAUUAUAUUGUAUGUACAAAAUA
Molecule: messenger RNA, 742 nt
Organism: Juglans microcarpa x Juglans regia
Lineage: Eukaryota; Viridiplantae; Streptophyta; Magnoliopsida; Fagales; Juglandaceae
Product: inactive protein RESTRICTED TEV MOVEMENT 2-like
Exons: 2
Coding region: 158-676 (172 amino acids)
Source: RefSeq, a predicted model, not a curated record